This is a messenger RNA of Tremella mesenterica DSM 1558, 1815 nucleotides long. RefSeq lists its product as uncharacterized. The coding region runs from base 1 to 1815 and encodes 604 amino acids. Gene Ontology annotation, molecular function: flavin adenine dinucleotide binding; oxidoreductase activity, acting on CH-OH group of donors. The transcript is spliced from 9 exons. Lineage: Eukaryota; Fungi; Basidiomycota; Tremellomycetes; Tremellales; Tremellaceae. The record is from RefSeq and is a predicted model, not a curated record.
AUGAGGACGAUAAUCCUUUUAGAGAUCCUACUAUUGUUAGCAAGUAAUGCCUUGGCCCUGUCAGGUAUCAUCACGGAUCCCAAUCAAGUCAACGGUCAAUCUUUCGACUACGUCAUCGUUGGUGGUGGAUUGGGAGGCUUGGUGGUGGCUAAUAGACUUUCCGAGGACUCGUCGAUUACAGUUCUGGUCAUCGAAGCAGGGGGAGAUGAUAGAACCAAUGAUAAAGUUUAUGACCCAUAUCAAUAUUCGGCCGCGUUCUCCACACCUCUCAACUGGGCCUGGCCUUCGAGUCAGGGAAGGACGAUAAAUGGAGGGAAAACGUUAGGAGGAUCAACUUCGAUUAAUGGAUUGGCUCAGACUCGAGCGCAGAAGGAUCAAUAUGAUGCUUUGGCGACUUUAUUGAACGGUGAUGACGCCGAUGGGAAAUGGACAUGGGAUGGGAUGUUUGCUGCUAUGUUGAAGAGUGAAGGUUUUUCAGGUCCUAACGAUAACCAACAAGCCGCCGGAGCAUCACAAAACCCCGCUUAUCACAGCACUACCGGUCCACUCCAAGUCACUUACCCUGAUGACAUUUACCAAGGUCCUCACCAGAAAUAUUUCAAACAAGUCAUCUCUACCAAUUUCUCAGUUCCCGCUUCCGUCGAUGCUGAUGGUGGUGAUGCCGCUGUAGUUGCUUUUCAUCCUAACACCAUCGAUUGGCAUGAUAGCGAUCAUCGUUCUUCUUCCGCCACGGCAUAUUGGUCUCCUAUAGAAGGGCAAAGAGAAAAUAUCGCUAUUUUGAUAAACCAACAAGCCACCAAAAUCCUCUUUAACACUGGUACUCCUGUACAUGCUACAGGGGUACAGUUUGGGUCUUCGGACGGAUCCAGGUAUGAGGUCGAUGCGAAUCGUGAAGUCAUCGUUUCUGCGGGUGCUAUACAAAGUCCUGCUUUGUUACAGUUGUCAGGUAUUGGCGAUCAAGGAUUGUUACAAUCGGUAGGAAUAGAUGUGGUGCUCGAUCUUCCAGGAGUGGGAAAGAAUCUACAAGAACAGACCCUUGAUUCGAUAGGUUGGACAUUGGUAGAUGGUUUCAAUCCCGAUGGUAGAGGACCAAGUGAUUGUAUAGCUUAUCCAAAUCUUGAUGCUUUGUUCGGCUCGAAUGCCUCGGCAAUAGCAGACACCAUAGACAACAAUCUUCAAUCAUACGCCGACGACGCAGCGCAAGCAGGUGCAGUCAUCUCAUCCGACGCAGCUAUGAACAUUUUCCGAAUACAACAAGAUCUAAUGGUCAAUAAAGGAGUAGGAUUAGCUGAAAUGUUCUUCGAUACUGGGUUCCCUAAUGGUGGUUUGGGUGUUGAUAUGUGGCAACUCCUACCGUUUUCAAGAGGGACAGUAUCUAUCACUUCGACUGAUCCAUUCACUUAUCCAGCCGUUGAUCCGCGUUAUUUCGCAGCAGAUAUAGAUAUGCAAAUCCAAGUAGCAGGAUUACGUCUUUCUCGUAAAGUAUUCCAAGCAGCUCCACUACGUUCAAUAGUAACAUCUGAAAACGCACCUGGUUUCAAUACAGUUUCCGAUGAUUCAGAUGGUGGACCAGAAGAUCAAUGGCGUCAAUGGAUUUUAGAUGGUUUCGCUUCGGUUCAUCAUCCCAUCGCUACUUGUUCCAUGAUGGCUCAAGAAUAUGGUGGUGUGGUAGGAUCAGAUUUGAAAGUUUAUGGGACGGAUAACCUAAGAGUGGUGGAUGCUAGUGUUUUACCUAUGCAGAUAUCGGCACAUUUGGCGGCUUCGUUAUAUGGUUUAGCGGAGAAUGCUGCGGAUAUAAUCAAAGCUGCUCAGUGA